Molecule: messenger RNA, 3353 nt
Organism: Ctenopharyngodon idella (grass carp)
Lineage: Eukaryota; Metazoa; Chordata; Actinopteri; Cypriniformes; Xenocyprididae
Gene: anapc5
Product: anaphase promoting complex subunit 5
Exons: 17
Coding region: 365-2647 (760 amino acids)
Biological process (GO): anaphase-promoting complex-dependent catabolic process; positive regulation of mitotic metaphase/anaphase transition; protein K11-linked ubiquitination
Cellular component (GO): anaphase-promoting complex
Molecular function (GO): protein binding
Source: RefSeq, a predicted model, not a curated record
CUCUACACUGCGUCCUGAAACGUAAACGGAACUGGAGGGUAUUUUGAAGAAAAGUCUCCGUCAGAUUGUUAGCAUAUGAUCCAUGUGAAUAUAUUCAAAAAUGUCUAUGUUUGAUUUCUAAACUAAUGCUUCAAACAUAGUGUUUAUUAUUACAGAUUUUCACAUGGAAGAAAGCCUUCAAAUCGCUAUUUCUGCAUUUGAAACACGGUUGAUGUUUUACCGUAUUAUCAAAAUAAUGUAAGCUAGAUAAUUUUAGCUUACCAUAUAACAGCAUAGUUAUUUUUUUUCUGUCAAACUAGAGUAUUUACUGCACCAGUACACUUCAUUUUUAUUGAUUUUUGAGGAAUAUAAAUCCCGAGAGGCAAUGGCCAGUGUGCAUGAAAGUUUGUAUUUCAACCCCAUGAUGACAAAUGGGGUUGUUCAUGCCAAUAUCUUCGGGAUAAAGGAUUGGGUCACUCCAUACAAGAUCGCAGUGUUAGCUUUACUGUAUGAGAUGUCCACAACCAAACCAAUGGCUCUUCUAGACAGAAGACGCUUGAACAAACUCAUCCUGCCCUUACAACAGGGUGCAGAUUUGACCCUGGAGCAGUUUGUGAAGAUAGUAGAGGAGUGUUGUCUUCGCAUGGUCAAUGCUGUUAAACUCAGGUUGUUUUUGAUGGCUGAUGGAGAGUUGCAGGACAUGGAGCACUUUUUCACUAUCCUGCCAAAUGCUUUCAGUGACUCUGAGGCAUUCAAAACUAGUGUUGUUGGUCUGUUCAUGCGUCAGAUGCUGCUGGCCUACAAUAAACUAUCAUUCAGUCAGGUAUAUAAGCUGUACAAGUCCCUGCAGCAGUACUGCCAUCGUGGAAAUCAGCCCGAGCUGUCCGCUCUGCCUGCCGAAGACAUGGAGCUGACGAACACUGAAGACCCCAGCGCCGACCGCAUAGACAAAGAUGAGCUGGACACAGUAUCUCUACACCAGUCCGAACUGAGAUCUGAUGAGACCCAAGGUCCUUUAUCUCAAAAACAAGCAGAAUACUUCCUUGCACGACAGGCGUACCUCCUUAAGAACGAUGAAAACAAGGCCAUGUCACCAGCUAAGUUACAGGACGAGCUCAACAACAUUCUCAAGUUUAAUCCUGACUUCGCUGAAGCUCAUUACCUCAGCUAUCUGAACAGUAUGCGAGUGCAGGACAUCUUCAUCUCCACUCACAGCCUCCUGCACUACUUUGACCGCCUCAUUCUUUCCGGUGGCGAGGGGAAGAGCAAUGGAGAUGAAGGCUAUGGCCGCAGUUUACGAUACGCUGUCCUGAAUCUGGCAACCUUGCACUGUCGUUUUGGACACUAUCAACAGGCUGAUUUGGCUCUACAGGAAGCUAUCCGCAUCGCACAGGAAGCAAAUGACCAUGUGUGUCUCCAGCACUGUCUGAGUUGGUUGUACACACUAGAACAGAUGAAAGGAUCUGAUAGUGUGGUACUAACUGAAGACUCUGUGAAAAUUGCAGCUCACUUUUGCCUCCCUUAUUUAGCUUCUCUGGGCAUUCAGUCCCUGGUCCAGCAGGGAGCGAAACAGGGCAUGCCGGCCAACAAGCUGCUGGACGCCCUGCGAGGAACCGACAUCAUGCACUGGAAGCAAAGCCUCUCUGAGCUGAUAGAAAUCAGCCUGGCACAGACCACCUCCAUAUGGAGGAUGUAUGGCAAAAGCACUAUGGCACGGCAGCAGGCUCAGCUCCUGUUGAAUAUGAACAGUCUGGAGCCGGUGAACUUCAGUGUGCAGCAGAACAACACUGAAGCCUUUGCCGUCGCCCUCUGCCAUCUGGCUGAACUCCAUGCUGAGCAGGGCCUUUAUGCUGUUGUGACGGACAUCAUGAAACACUUGAAGCAGCAGUUUCCUCCUCAUACCCAGCAUGCCAAGCUCUGGAUGCUAUGUGAUCUGAAAAUUCAGUUUGAGAAGGCUAUGAAUGAUGGGAAAUACCAUUUGGCUGAACCCCAUGUCACAGCUAUCUCUGCCUUAAACAGCACUGAGGGAUUGUACAGGAAAGCGCAGCUGCUGAAAGCUCUGAAUCAGACGUCUGAAGCCUCUAAGAUUCUACAGCAGCUGCAGCAGGAGUGUGAGAAGAGUAAGAACACAGAAAUGAUCAUCAGGGUGAUGCUGGCCUCUGCAGAACUUCACUGGGACUCGUCUGGGUUUGCGUCAGCUCUGCCGUUACUCUUACAGGCUCUUGCUCUGUCACGCCAACACAACCUCCAGAGCUUGACCUCAGAGACUGUGUUACACCUGGCAUUUACUCAGCUGAUGUUGGGGAUCCCUGAGCAGGCUCUUGCACUGGUGCAGGACGUGUUGGAGUCGGUUUUGGCUCAUGGUUCUCUGAUAGACAAGGGCAGAGCUCUGCUGCUGGCCGCUCGCUGUCAGAUGGCUUUAGCAGGAAGUGCUGCACAGGAACACAGACUGACUGCACUGGAACAAGCCGUACACACUUUAGAUGAAGCAGCUGUGUAUUUCUCUCGUCUUGACUGUAAAGAGCGUAUGAGAGACAUACAUUACCUACAGGCACGCUUGCAUCACACUCUCGGCAACGUCUCUCAACGCAACAAAUGCGCCAUGCUCUUCCGUCUGCUGGAUCAGGAGCUGCCGUCGUCUGGGAUGACUGUGGUCAAUCAUCUUUAGAAAACCUCAGCUGCGUGUGUUAAAGGGUUAGUUCACUCAAAAAUGAAAAUUCUGUCAUUAAUUACUCACCCACAUGUCACUCCAAAACCAUAAGACUUUCAUUCAUCUUUGGAACACAAAUAAAGAUUUUUUUUUUUUUAUAAAAUUUCAGUCCCUCCAUGGACAGCUACACAACUACCACUUUGAUGUUUCAAAAAGUUCAUAAAGAGAUUGUAAAACUAAUCCAUAUGAAUUGAGUGGUUUAGUCCAAAUUUUCAGAAGAGACUCGUUCGCUUUAUAUGACGAACAGCAAACAUGCUUGAGCUUCCGUUUACCUCAACUGAUGUGUGAAUUGAUGAAUGUUUAUUUGUGAAUAAAAGCCUAAAUUAAAUCUGUUCAUCAUAUAAAGCGAUUGAGUUUCUUCAGAAAAUUUGGACUAAACCACUCAAUUCAUAUGGAUUAGUUUUACAAUCUCUUUAUGAACUUUAUGAAGCAUCAAAGUGGUAGUUGCGUGGCUGUCAACGGAGGUACAGAAAUCUCUGAAUUUAUUAAAAAUAUCUUAAUUUGUGUUUUGAAGAUGAAAGUCUUACAGCUUUGGAACAUGAGGGUAAGUAAAUGAUGACAAUUUUCAUUUUUGGUUGAACUAACCCUUUAAUGAACAACACCAAACAUUGUGUCCUGUACCGUGUGCAUGCUGGAAAUAAAUUAUAUUUUGUAUGUAAAAAAA